AUUCUAACUACACAAAGUCGGAGAUUAUGCUGAGUGCCGCCAUCAUGACAUACUGGGCAAACUUUGCUAAAAGCGGGGAUCCUAACUGGCCUAUCGAGCAGAAGACGAGGUUUGUACAUGAGAGGCCCAACCGGUAUGAACAGGUGGAAUGGCUGUCAUACCGGGCUGACAAUGACAGUGACUUUUACAUGUACUUUGGAAUGAAACCUCGGGUUCCAAAAGGAUAUCGGUCACAACGAGUCGCUUUUUGGGUCGAACUUGUGCCCAAACUUUUACGACCAAAACAUGUCAGAAAUUCUGAGUCGUCUUUGGUGAAAGACCCAAACGAGCUUUGCGAACUUUUGGACACAGGCCAAAAUGCUGAUGGAGAGGGAGAGGGUACGGGGAAGAAGACAUCUUCUUGGAUUCCGGUAAAACCAGAUUCGGAAACAGUUCAAACAACGUGCAUGCCAUUCAUCGCAAUUCCAACCAGGAAUCCCAGCGCGAGUGACAUGUCAUGGCCUGGCAAGGACAUCACCUGGGUACGGAAGAAACCUGGCAACUCGUCGGAACUGAGUAUAGUCAUAGCUGUGGGUACCUCGUUAUUCUUUCUGAAUGUUGUUGUGUUUGCCGUCUGCUAUCACAGAAGAAAUAACAAGCCCAUCAGAUACUCGGAUGAAAACGCCCAGGAAAGAGUAAGGUUAAAGGUCACGGACGUUCGUGAAGUCAUCAAGGCGCUGGAGCUGGAGGACUGUUCUAUAGGCCCGAACGGUGAUUGCCAGUUAGAAACGACUGAACUGACAGAGUGUUCCAGUAAAGUUAUAUAAAAACUUAUCAAAGGGAAAGAAACUUGUUCGAGCACAUUUAAUGGAAACUCUUUCAGCUUUCAGUUUGAACAACGCCGAUAACCACAGUAUGGUAUUUCAGAUGUAAUUAUUUCCUAUGUGCCAGUUUUGUCCAUCUUAGACCGACGGAUAACAUCGGUCCAACUUAAAUAUCAGUUUAUAUCAGUCUAUGGACAGCCAGUAUAACACCCUUCGGCGUAACACACCAGCUUCUGUAUCUGUACAGCCGGUAUAACCUCCCAUUGGUGGAACACUACAACUUCGAUA
Messenger RNA from Branchiostoma belcheri (Belcher's lancelet), 1091 nucleotides. Its product is annotated as neuroligin-4, Y-linked-like. Lineage: Eukaryota; Metazoa; Chordata; Leptocardii; Amphioxiformes; Branchiostomatidae. The transcript has 2 exons. The coding region runs from base 27 to 806 and encodes 259 amino acids. The record is from RefSeq and is a predicted model, not a curated record. Gene Ontology annotation, biological process: chemical synaptic transmission; postsynaptic membrane assembly; presynaptic membrane assembly. Gene Ontology annotation, molecular function: neurexin family protein binding; signaling receptor activity. Gene Ontology annotation, cellular component: cell surface; synapse.